Messenger RNA from Theobroma cacao (cacao), 3035 nucleotides. It is a transcript of the gene ASG3, whose product is annotated as SNF2 domain-containing protein / helicase domain-containing protein. The record is from RefSeq and is a predicted model, not a curated record. Lineage: Eukaryota; Viridiplantae; Streptophyta; Magnoliopsida; Malvales; Malvaceae. Gene Ontology annotation, biological process: chromatin remodeling; DNA repair. Gene Ontology annotation, molecular function: ATP binding; DNA helicase activity.
GUUUUGGUCAUUGCAGUGUUUUCCCCUCCUCUUUGGCCGUUGAGACUUUUGGCUUUCGUCCCACGCUUUCACUUUUCAAAAUCCACCGCCAUUUCUCAUACUCAAAACAUCAUAAAAAAUAUACUGAUACCAAAAGAGGUAGAUGAAUUACGAACAGAGACUUAAAGCCGCAGCGAAAAUCGUUAUUGCGUACGAUUCACGCGCCGGAGACACGGCGGUGGAUUGUGCAGAAUUUGGAGUCACGGCGACUCUGAAACCUCACCAAGUCGACGGAGUUUCUUGGCUUAUUCGGAGAUAUGUUCUCGGCGUCAACGUUGUUCUUGGGGAUGAGAUGGGACUAGGGAAGACUCUUCAAGCUAUUUCUUUCCUGAGCUAUUUGAAGGUCCACCAGAAGUCACCUGGGCCAUUUUUGGUGCUUUGUCCUUUAAGUGUGACAGAUGGUUGGGUGUCAGAGAUAGUUAAAUUCACUCCUAAAUUAGAAGUUCUUAGGUAUGUCGGUGAGAAAGAACACCGGCAAAGUAUACGCAAGACUAUAUAUGAGCAUGUAGAAGAGAAGUCGUCAUCAUCCAAUGUUUUGUCCUUACCCUUUGAUGUGCUUUUGACAACAUAUGACAUAGCAUUGAUGGAUCAAGAUUUUCUUUCUCAAAUACCCUGGCAUUAUGCUAUAAUUGAUGAAGCUCAAAGGCUUAAAAAUCCUUCCAGUGUUCUGUAUAAUGUUCUUAUUGAUCGCUUUCUUAUGCCAAGACGGUUGUUGAUGACUGGCACACCUAUACAGAACAAUCUCACUGAACUCUGGGCUUUGAUGCAUUUUUGUAUGCCCUCAGUGUUUGGCACACUAAACCAGUUUCUUUCUUCAUUCAAAGAAGCUGGAGAUUCUUCAUCAGAUGGAACACCAUCUAAGACCAAGGAACAAUUUAAGAGUUUAAAGUAUAUAUUGCAAGCCUUUAUGCUGCGACGCACAAAAUCCAAACUUAUUGAAUGUGGAAAUCUAGUACUCCCACCUCUUACUGAGAUUACUGUGAUGGCUCCGCUACUUAGCCUGCAAAAGAAGGUGUAUACUUCAAUACUAAGAAAGGAGCUUCCAAAACUUCUUGCUUUAUCUUCUGGAUCGUCUAGUCACCAGUCAUUACAAAAUAUUGUUAUUCAGCUAAGAAAAGCAUGUAGCCACCCGUACCUGUUCCCUGGCAUUGAGCCUGAGCCAUAUGAAGAGGGUGAACACCUGGUUCAGGGCGGUGGUAAGCUUAUGGUUUUGGAUCAACUACUUAAGAAGCUAUAUGAUUCUGGGCAUCGUGUCCUUCUCUUUGCUCAGAUGACCCAUACACUUGACAUUUUACAGGAUUUUCUGGAGUUACGAAAAUAUUCCUAUGAGCGGCUUGAUGGAUCGAUUCGAGCUGAAGAGCGCUUUGCUGCGAUAAGAAGUUUCAGCAAACGAUCAGCUGAAGGGAGUUUGAAUUCAGAAUCUGACCGAAAUGCUGCUUUUAUUUUCAUGAUCUCUACAAGAGCUGGGGGUGUUGGCUUGAAUCUUGUAGCUGCUGAUACUGUUAUAUUCUAUGAGCAAGAUUGGAAUCCUCAGGUGGACAAGCAGGCUCUGCAGCGAGCACAUCGAAUAGGGCAAAUGAAUCACGUGUUGUCCAUAAACCUUGUUACGGAACAUAGUGUGGAAGAGGUAAUUAUGCGGAGAGCAGAGAGGAAGCUGCAGCUUAGUCAUAAUGUUGUAGGAGAUCAAGUAAUGGAACAGGAGGGGAAAGAAAAUGCAGGAGCUGAAAUGGGUGAUUUGCGAUCUAUCAUAUUUGGGUUACAUAUGUUUGAUCCUACUGAGAUCAAUAAUGAAAAAGUAGAUGAGUUAAAGACGUCGGAGCUUAGUGCUAUGGCUGAGAAAGUAAUUGCAGUGCGUCAUAAACAAACAUUAGGCAAAUUUGAGAUUAAUGCGGGGGAUUUGAUGGAUGGCCAUGAUGUUAUCAUGAAAGGGAGUUCUUCUUUCUGUGUGGAUCCUGGUCUUGAUGAGGCUUCAUAUCUCUCCUGGGUUGAAAAAUUCAAGGCAGCCUCACAGUCAGGUGAUAAUCAAAUCAUGGAGUUGGAAAGGAGAAGGAAUUUUCCUGAGGACAGGCAUCUGAAAGUUGAGGCUGCAAAGAAGAAAGCAGAGGAGAAGAAGAAGACUAGAUGGGAAGCUCAUGGAUACCAUUCACUGUCUGUCCAAGAUCCUUUGCCAGUGGAUGGAGAUAUGAUGUCAGAUUCAGGUUCAGUUCUUUUUGUUUAUGGAGAUUGUACUGAUCCAUCAAAAGUUUGUCUAUCUGAGCCUGCUGUCAUAUUCAGUUGUAUUGAUAAUUCUGGAAACUGGGGUCAUGGUGGAAUGUUUGAUGCUCUGGCAAAGCUUUCUGCUAGCAUUCCUGAUGCAUACGAACGAGCUUCUGAAUUUCAGGACCUUCAUCUUGGUGAUCUCCAUCUUAUAAGAAUCAAUGAGGAUUGCAAGGGAAAUAAUACUCCAUGGUGGGUAGCCUUGGCUGUUGUACAAUCUUACAAUCCAAGACGUAAAGUUCCUCGUAGUGACAUCUCUAUUCCUGAUUUGGAAUGUUGCUUGUCAAAGGCAUCAUUCUCAGCAGCUGAAAAUUCGGCUUCAAUACACAUGCCGCGUAUUGGUUAUCAGGAUGGAUCAGAUCGAUCACAGUGGUACACCGUAGAACGCCUUCUGCGAAAAUAUGCUUCUAUUUAUGGUGUAAAGAUUUUUGUGUAUUAUUACCGUCGAUGAUCUUGAUGCUGAAGGAGUUUUGGUGUUUAUGUCCUUUGCCCUCUAUAGUUGUGUCUCUGCCAUAUUGCAAGCUGUCUUAUGCUUAUCUCUUCCAUGACAGUAGGGAGAUAGACUGUGUUUGUAUAAUGAAUUAUUCUACAUGUUGUAAGUAGAUGCAUUGGCUGGGAUGUAUGGAUAUGUACGGAUUCUUUUAGUCUAAGAUGCAUAAUGUUGCUAUCUUUGCAUCUCAGUUAUGGUAAUGUACAGAUAUUUUUUUGUUUUCCAUGUAAAGAAAAUGUAUUUGUACUAA